GGACACGGGGGGAGAGGGAGAGGGUCACGGAGGCAGCGCCACACGUUCCCCCACCCCCCCCCGGCUCAGGCGAACAGUCAGCGGCGGACGGGUGAAUCUUGGAGCCCCGUGUCUCAGCAUGAAGCUGCUGGCCACUCUGCCCAUCUUCUGCCUACUGGCCCUGGCCUCUGCGCUGGACAGCCCCCAACGCUGCACUUCUCCGGACCAAAUAGAAGGAAUGGUGUCUGUGUUUCUCCCACUCCAGUUUACUGGGGACUACGGGAUGUUCUCCUACGACGCGAUUAACAAGAGGUUUUACAGUCAUUUCUUCUUAAGCAAAGGGGAACAGACUUGGCAGCAGGUGGACAUCCUGCUCUUCGAGAAGUCCGUGAUGUACCUGUACUUCCCCCAAAACAAGACCUGCCUGAAGGCCCCGCUCCAUGCCCCGUUCCAGAAAUUUGGUGUUCCCAAAAAUGCCACGCUCCUCGGUCCUUCCUCCAUUGGAACCCUGCAGGUCCCUGGCGCUGGACUACUGUGUAAUACCUGGAAUGGAAUUGAGUAUGGAGUUUACUACAUAACGUCCUUCACGGAUUACGACUGCUUUCCCAUAUACCGUGUGAACGUCUUCGGAAAGUUCUGGUACUCCGAAACGUACAUGAACAUAACAGCUGGGAUCCGAGAUCCGACGGUCUUCACCCCCCCUCCGGAAUGUGAUGAUCCCGUCUACGAACCUUCUCUCAGUGAGCGGCUGCACCCAUGGGUGGCCAUCUCCGUCUCCGGGGUAAAUGCAAGUGGGGUGGAUCAGUUUCUGGAUAUUUUGAGAAUUGGGGGAAACCUGUGAAAAUCAGAGCCACAGGCAACUGUAGAUGAUAAAUCAUAUAAUGCAGAGGUUGAUAGUUUCUUGAUUAGUCAGGGCAUGAGGAGAAGACAGGAGAAUGGGGUUGAGAGGGAUAAUAAAUCAGCCAUGAUGGAAUGGGCUGAAUGGCCUAAUUCUGCUCCAAUGUCUUCUGGUUUGAUGGGGAUCGGGCAGCGAUGGAAGCUGUGACAGGACCUCGCUGAAUGUUGGAACAGACCAGAUGGGCUGAGUGGCCUCCUCUUGCUCUUCAUCCUGACCUCCAUUUGUCGAAUCACAAUAAAGUUUGAUGUGAUCUUG
Messenger RNA from Hypanus sabinus (Atlantic stingray), 1132 nucleotides. Its product is annotated as mammalian ependymin-related protein 1-like. Gene Ontology annotation, cellular component: extracellular region; lysosome. The transcript has 7 exons. Bases 119 to 820 code for a protein of 233 amino acids. Lineage: Eukaryota; Metazoa; Chordata; Chondrichthyes; Myliobatiformes; Dasyatidae. Gene Ontology annotation, biological process: cell-matrix adhesion. The record is from RefSeq and is a predicted model, not a curated record. Gene Ontology annotation, molecular function: calcium ion binding.